GGGAGAGGCAGCAGUUUAGUUUCUACAUCAUCACCAAAUAAAUAUUUUCCUCAAUGACAAUCAUUAUUAAGUUUUUUAUCACUUUUCUUCUCCUUACACUUCUCAACAAAGGUACUUCUGGUUGUGAUUUGAACAACAUAACUGUAGGAACAAUCAGAAGUGGGAAUGAAAUAAAUGGAAUGCCACAAUGGAAUGUGGUUGUGGUGAACAACUGUGAUUGUCCAAUGCAAAACAUGUUCGUGUCUUGUUAUGAUUUUCAGACAACUGAACCAGUCGAUCCAACUAUUUUCAAGCCCAUAGGAAAUAACACAUGCAGUAUUAACAAUGGCAGUUCCAUACGACCAAAGGAUACUGUCAGGUUCUCUUAUGCAUGGGAUCCUCCCUUUCUCCUUAGGCCAACUUAUGUUGUAGCUUUAUGCUGAAAUUAUAGUUAAUCGAAAACAAAAUUCAUGUUUUGCUUGCC
Capsicum annuum is the source of this 463-nucleotide messenger RNA. RefSeq names its product TPD1 protein homolog 1A. Lineage: Eukaryota; Viridiplantae; Streptophyta; Magnoliopsida; Solanales; Solanaceae. Gene Ontology annotation, biological process: cell fate determination. The record is from RefSeq and is a predicted model, not a curated record. Bases 54 to 422 code for a protein of 122 amino acids. The transcript has 2 exons.